AAGAGGAGAAUAAAAAAAAAAGAACACCAAAAACAGAAGAAAAAUAGGGAGUAAAUUCAGCCAAUCAGCGCGCUGGAGGCGGGGCUUAAGAGGGUGACGCGGAUGUUGACCAGAGCCAGGUGCUUUUCAAAAUGGCGGCGCCCACAGCAGCCGGUGGCCCAUGUGGGUGUGAGGGCGACAUGGCAGCUGCUAAGGCGGUUUCCUCCGCGUUCCCUCUUGUCCUCCGGAUUGUCGCGGAGUGUCCGGUGAGCAAGGCGCGGGCGUGCGUGCUCACUCCCCACGGCAGCGUCAACACGCCGGUGUUCAUGCCUGUAGGCACGCAGGGCACAAUGAAGGGAAUCACUGCGGAGCAGCUGGAACAGCUGGACUGUCACAUCUGUCUCGGGAACACGUAUCACCUGGGCAUGAGGCCGGGUCCCGAGCUGAUCGAGAAAGCCAACGGCCUGCACGGGUUCAUGAACUGGAAACGAAACCUCCUGACAGACAGCGGAGGUUUUCAGAUGGUGUCUCUGGUGGAGCUGUCCAAGGUGACGGAGGAGGGAGUUUUAUUCCGCUCACCGUACGACGGGAAGGAGAUCCUGCUCACCCCCGAGCAGUCCAUCGGGAUACAGAACAGCCUCGGCUCGGACAUCAUGAUGCAGCUGGAUGACGUGGUGAGCAGCACGGUGACUGGGCCGAGGGUGGAGGAAGCCAUGCAUCGCUCCGUACGAUGGCUGGACCGCUGCAUCUCUGCCAAUAAAAACCCGCAUCGGCAAAACCUGUUUGCCAUCAUACAGGGGGGCCUUAACGCGGAGCUGCGCAGGGCAUGUUUGGACGAGAUGACGAAGAGAGACGUUCCUGGCUUUGCGAUCGGGGGUCUGAGUGGCGGAGAGGAGAAGGACGACUUCUGGAAGAUGGUGACCCUCAGCACAGACCACCUUCCCAGAGAAAAACCUCGUUACCUGAUGGGCGUCGGCUACGCCGUGGACCUGGUGGUGUGUGUCGCUCUGGGCUGCGACAUGUUCGACUGCGUUUUCCCGACUCGCACAGCUAGGUUUGGCUCGGCCCUGGUCCCCUGGGGUUCUCUGCAGAUCAAACAGAAACAAUACGCCAAGGACUUCCAGCCCAUAGACCCCGAGUGCGAGUGUCCCACCUGCAAGAGACACAGUCGAGCGUAUCUUCACGCGUUGUUUAAGAGCGACACUGCCGCCAUGCACCACAUCACCAUCCACAACAUCUCUUACCAGCUCACUCUGAUGCGGUCGGUGAGGCAGAGCAUCAUCGAGCAGCGCUUCCCCGAGUUUGUGAGGAACUUCAUGAGGAGGAUGUUCUCCAGCAGCGAGACGUAUCCUGGCUGGGCCGUGGACGCCCUCGCUUCAGUCAACAUCACUCUGGAAUAAAAUGUCUUAUAAAUAUAUAUAUAUAUAUAUAUAUUUGUGUAUAUAAUAUCCUUGUAUGCACAUUUUUAUGCUUUGUUUUUUUUUAUUUUAUUUAAUAUUUUUUGGGCUCAUGGACUUCUCUUUUCCAGACUUCCACAUCUGUCUGGAUGUUUAUUGGUCUGUUUUUAACCGAUGACUCAUUUUUACUACUGUAUCUGGUUUUUAUUUUUUAAUUUCUAAAUAAAACUAACAAAAACCCA
Messenger RNA from Silurus meridionalis, 1618 nucleotides. RefSeq names its product queuine tRNA-ribosyltransferase 1 (gene qtrt1). Gene Ontology annotation, cellular component: cytosol. The record is from RefSeq and is a predicted model, not a curated record. Lineage: Eukaryota; Metazoa; Chordata; Actinopteri; Siluriformes; Siluridae. Gene Ontology annotation, molecular function: tRNA-guanosine(34) queuine transglycosylase activity.